Messenger RNA from Trichoderma harzianum CBS 226.95, 1044 nucleotides. RefSeq lists its product as hypothetical. NCBI's taxonomy places the organism in Eukaryota, Fungi, Ascomycota, Sordariomycetes, Hypocreales, Hypocreaceae. The transcript has 2 exons. The record is from RefSeq and is a predicted model, not a curated record. Bases 496 to 744 code for a protein of 82 amino acids.
CUUCAUCAUUAUAUUGAGAGGUUGGGAUAUAUUUGGCUAUUUACUAGGGCCUAUCACGCCAUAUGCAUUAAUGUCCUCGCCCAAAAGCCUGUACUCGUAUUGAGACUUGUGGAAGUCAGUGCUUUAUUUACACCUAGCACUGAAGAAGCAGUCUUCAACCAUCUCAUAGGAUCGCGCUUCUUACGAGGAUUCAUCCCGCUCCCUUCUUUUUUCUAUCCCAGCCAGUCCCAUCCUUCGAUAUAACAGUUGCGCCUCACUUAUGGUCAAGAUACAACCAGGACCACAUCCAGCAAUCCAAUAAUCAUCAGAGCCAACGCGUAAUCGAAACAGAUUGCCACUACCAACUUGAACAAAACGGUCAGCGUUCGUAUCAAAAGAGCGACAGUCGAAAAGAAGUUGGGAAGCGAGGCGACAUCGACUACGGAUGAGGGCGACGAAGACGACUGGCGCGGCACCCAUCUGGACCAUGACUGCUUGACGGGGCUCAGAUCUGCCAUGUUCAUCGACGAGAAGGAGGUUAACCCGGCGGUGCCGACCGUAGACUUGACAAGCCUCCACAGCGCCUCCCUGCCUCUGCUGGAAGAGCUCCCUGCCUCACCUGACGCUGCGGCCGGUCAUUGCAUCAAGUCUCACGCGGGUGAGACAGUGCAGGUCAAGACCCCGGUGACUGCAUAUUGUUUCGAACGGACGAGGUUUUGGAAUGUAUCUCGGCUAGCAAGUUCAAUGCGGUGCCUCGCCUUAUGAGGGGAGUGAGGGCCAGUGUGAUAAGCGAUGGGGGUAGCGAAAAACACGCCGGUCGUGUUUACGCAGCCCAACAUGCCUCCGUAGUGAAUAUUGACCCUGGUGGCAGAAUGUUGACAAGCUUGGCGGUUCUUUUAGCCUUGGUAUCGAAGUUGUGUGUGAAGCUUGGAGAUGGACCACCCAUUCACGUCGUGCUUCCUCGCUGCCAGGCAUUUUGACUUUGCAAAACCAGUUGUCAGCAUGCAUCAAGCCGGGGAUAGAAGAUCUCACAUGGUGUUAAUGAAGAUACAAUUGUGAUUUGAG